Molecule: messenger RNA, 4333 nt
Organism: Bombina bombina (fire-bellied toad)
Lineage: Eukaryota; Metazoa; Chordata; Amphibia; Anura; Bombinatoridae
Product: cholesterol 24-hydroxylase
Exons: 15
Coding region: 117-1634 (505 amino acids)
Biological process (GO): cholesterol catabolic process
Molecular function (GO): iron ion binding; heme binding; cholesterol 24-hydroxylase activity
Source: RefSeq, a predicted model, not a curated record
ACAGAACUGGUGUUGCUUGGUGCCCUGACUGAACCACUUCACUCCUGAAGUGCCGGUGUCCCAAGCGUGUUCUGCUCACUCAGGUGAAGGUCACAGUUCUCUGCCCCUUAGUGACUAUGGGGCUGUGGGCUGCUAUCACAUGGGGGUCUGCGCUGCUCCUGGCCCUGGCUGUGAUCUGCUUUCUCCUCUACUGCGGAUACGUGCACUAUAUACACAUGAAAUAUGACCACAUCCCGGGGCCUCCCAGAGACAGCUUCUUGCUUGGUCAUUUACCCACAGUAACAAACGCAGCCAAGAAUAAUGAAGUUAUCUAUGACUCCUUUUUAGACUGGGUGGGGAAGUAUGGGCCAUUAGUUCGCAUUAAUGGUUUUCACAAUGUGUACAUUGUGGUUGCAAGCCCAGAAGGAAUAAAGGAGUUACUAAUGUCAACUAAAUACCCUAAGGAUUCGUUUUACGAUGAGAUCUUCAGUAUAUUUGGAACAAGGUUCCUGGGAAAAGGUUUGUUGAGUGACAGAGACUACGAACAUUGGCACAAACAAAGAAGAAUCAUGGACCCCGCUUUCAGCAGAACCUAUUUGAUAGGUUUAAUGGGAACAUUCAAUGAGAAGGCUGAAGAACUGAUGCAAAAACUCACAGAAAAGGCCGAGAAGAAUUCAGAGUUUAAAGUUCAUGACAUGCUCAACAAAUUAACACUCGAUGUAAUUGCCAAGGUGGCAUUUGGCAUGGAUCUGAAUACCCUGAACGAUGACCAGACACCCUUCCCCCGGGCUAUCUUUAUGGCUUUGAGAGGAAUGCUAGAAAUAAGAAAUCCUCUAACAAAGAUCUUACCAUGGAAGAAAGACCUUGUCCGAGAGAUUCGGGAGUCUAUUCAGCUUCUCCGUAAAACCGGAAAAGAAUGCAUCGAGAGAAGACGGAAGAUGAGUGAUGAAGGUGAAGAACUUCCAAUAGACAUAUUGACCCAAAUACUCAAAGGGGCAGCUUUGGAAGAAAAUUGUGAUGAUGAGAUGCUUAUUGACAACUUUGUCACCUUCUUCAUCGCAGGUCAGGAAACAACUGCCAAUCAAUUGGCAUUCGCAGUAAUGGAAUUGGGUCGACAUCCUGAAAUAUUACGAAAAGCUCAGGAUGAAAUUGAUGAAGUUAUCGGAUCUAAAAGAGAUAUUGAGUAUGAGGAUCUCAGUAAAUUGCCUUACCUAACCCAGGUGCUUAAAGAGACUCUGAGACUGUACCCAACAGCUCCAGGCACCUCAAGAAAAAUUGAAGAGGACAUGGUUAUCGAAGGAAUAAAAAUCCCAGGAAACACUACUGCUCUGAUUUAUUCCUAUGUGACAGGAAGGAUGGAGCAAUUUUUCAAGGAUCCUUUCACAUUCGACCCAGAAAGAUUCGCUCCUGGCGCUCUUAAGCCAUACUUUACCUAUUUCCCCUUUUCUCUUGGCCCCCGGUCCUGUAUUGGAAUGACUUUUGCCCAGAUGGAGGCCAAAGUUGUAAUGACAAAACUGCUGCAGAGAUUUGAGAUCCAGCUAGUCGAUGGGCAAAGCUUUAAGAUUUUAGAUGCAGGAACUCUUCGUCCCAUGGAUGGGGUGAUCUGCAGGCUGCGUCAGCGCACAAGUGUUAUUAGAAAGGAGAAAUCAUUAUGAAUCUUAUUUUUUUUUUAUCUAUGACAGGAAAGAAAUGAGACAUUUAUACAGUUUAAUUUCACCAAAAAAUCAAAUGUUGUCAUAAUUAGUUGUGAAACUGUAGCUAUCUGUGUACAUGAAUAUGUAUUUAUACUGAUGUUUAGUGUUUGCUAAACUGUUUUAAUACAAUUAAAAAUAUUAAAGGGUUAUUAUAGUUAUAGGGGCCUAUUUAAGAACGUGCGAGCGGACAUGAUCCUAUAUUGCGGAUCAUGUCCGCUGCACAUCAAUAAAUGCUGAUUUAUCAUUGCACAAGCAGUUCUGGUGAACUGCUGGUGCAAUACCGCCCCCUGCAGAUUCGCAGCCAAUCGGACGCUAGCAGGGGGUGUCAAUCAACCCAAUCGGGUUGAUUUCCAGCGAUGUCUGUCCGCCGCCUCAGAAAAGGUGGAAAGGUUAUGGAGCAGCGGUCUUUAGAAAAAAACACGGGGCAUCAAGUUCCAUACGGAGGUUGAUAAAUAGGCCCCAUAGUUUUAAACUUACAUGUUCUAAGUGGUGCAACUAGCAAAGCUAAUUGGAUCAGCAGCAGUUUCCGCUUGGGACUAGCAGUGUUCUGCCCAAGCGAUAUGUUUACGUUGCGGGGGGUUAAACACAUAGGCCUCUAUUUAACAAAGUCUGGCGGACCUGAUCCGACAGUGCGGAUCAGGUCCGCCAGACCUCGCUGAAUGCGGAGAGCAAUACGUUAGCUGCUGGUGCAACGCUGCCCCCUGCAGACUCGCGGCCAAUGGGCCGCCAGCAGGGAGGUGUCAAUCAACCCAAUUGUACUCGAUCGGGUUGAUUUCCGGCGAUGUCUGUCCGCCUGCUCAGAGCAGGCGGACAGGUUAUGGAGCAGCGGUCUUUGUGACCGCUGCUUCAUAACUGCUGUUUCACGGGCCGUCAAGCUCCUUUCAGAGCUUGAUAGAUAGGCCCCAUAGCAUUAAAGGGUCGUAGUCUUAAAAUUCCAUGCUCUGACAAAUUAAAACUUGUUAUUUGUCUACUAGGAUGACCCUUUAAUACACAACUUUCUUAGGCUCCCGUUCCAAUUGAGAAUUAACAAGAAAAGUGUCUUGCCUGGAUUUUUGCACAGCUUUUUAGUUUUAAAACCUCUCCUAUCCAUUUAAUAAUCCUGUGAUACUCGCUUAUCUCUGGAUUUUCAAAUGCAUUUGUGGCCCAGUAUUCUAAUGCUGUUGAAUUGUCCCAAUGUAAUAGGCUGCUUUUCACAGGAUUUUUUGAAUAUUUAAGUUAAACAGCAAAGAAUACUUGUAAAGAAUCCUCAAACGCAUCAAAGGGACACAAACAUAGACGAAAAUAAAAACACAAGAAAUAAAGCAUCCUUCUUAUGCACUCAGUGACAGCAAAUUCCUUGUUUGCUUUCUUUAUGCUGUAUACAUUGUACAUUUCAAUAAAAUAAGAAAACAAACGAUGCUGGACACUGAUUUUCCAUUAAAUGUAGCAACAGUUAUGCUGAUUCUAGGGUUUGACGACUUUUUUUGGAAAAAAACUAAUGACUGUGCUUAUUUACAUACAUUUGCAUAAAUGAUUACACAGCAUAACUCAGUAAGGGAAGCUGCUAGUACUGAUUUUAAAGGAUUAAUGGUUAAAGGGACAUAAAACAAGUUGGGAUAGAGACAAAAUAUAAUAAUAUGUACUUUAAUUACUUUAUCUGCAAAUGUAUACUGAAGUGCCUUUCUAUUAACACUUUUUUUUUAAGUGUCUGGAUUGUACGGCUCUAACUCCCCCCCACACAAUUCCUUUUAUGGCUGCAUCUAUAUCCAUCCAUUGAUAUGGUAGAAUGCAAGACUUUAACACUCAUCUGCUGGAGCAGGCCUAGAAGCAAAUAAGCUGCUGUGAAUUCAGUUUAAAUACAAUGCCUGUGCUUCUGAUGUUAAACACUGAUAGGGGGGUGGGGUGGAUCAGUCUACUCCAGAAAACACAGAUAUGAAAGUCAUUGUGCUUAUUUUUGAAAAUUAUUUUAAAAUACUUGCCAGCAAUUUGUAAACAUUUUUUUUUUAUGCAAGCUAUUUUUACUUAAUUAGCCCUUUUAGAAUAUGCACAGAUCUCAACAUAUUUUAUGGCACUUACUAAGAUAAAUAUAGCGAUGUGCAUAUACCCAACUUAUUAUUCCUUCUCCUGAGGAAAGCUGGAUAUAAGCUGAAACGUGCUCAGUAUACUUGUAAUAUUUUAGUUAGAAGAAAAUAAACUGAUUCUAUGCACAGAUGUUUAUUAUCUCAGUAAACGCUCAUUGUUAGUUUUCUACUACUCUUAUGAACAUUACUGGAUGAGGAAUGGUGUUGACUUUCUCUGCCAUGUGAUCCUUCUGUUUGGCUUUUAAACAAUUUGAAUCACAUGUGUGUAACACUUCUCCCCCUAAUUAAUUAGUCAUAUGAAGUUUGCUUAUAUACAGUAAAAAAUAUUUUAAACUUAUAACAUUAUAUUAUGGGUUCGAAAGAGACCAAUCAAAAUAGUAAGAUUUUUUUUCCAGAUUUUUUUACUGGAACCAACCACCAGGGGGCAUAAAAAACUAUAAAAUAAAACAGGAGAGCAAAAUAAAGGUUAUAUUUUAGGUGCAUUGUUAAACCCUAGUUUUUGGGUACUUGUAACUUUGGAUUGCAUUAACAAAUUCCCUUGAAAUUUGUAAGGUUUGAGGUCGGUUACUGUAAGAUGUUGAAAAUAAAAAAAUACAUUGA